Molecule: messenger RNA, 3298 nt
Organism: Oreochromis niloticus (Nile tilapia)
Lineage: Eukaryota; Metazoa; Chordata; Actinopteri; Cichliformes; Cichlidae
Exons: 6
Coding region: 1208-2761 (517 amino acids)
Biological process (GO): DNA integration
Molecular function (GO): nucleic acid binding
Source: RefSeq, a predicted model, not a curated record
GAGGGCCAAUUAAAACUGGACCGCGGGCCGCAAUUGGCCCGCGGGCCGGACUUUGGACAUGCCUGUCCUACAACUAUCGUAUCACUGUAAAUGACUAAGACUAUAAUCGAACUCUCUUCCUUAAACAACAAGAAACAUGAAGUGUACUCAGGAGCAGAUUCGAGCGCAGGCUCAGAGUGAAGUUAACAGAAAACGUUCUUUACAUCAUAACCAUCAUCAUCAUCAUCAUCAUCAUUUAUAUAGCACUUUAAAAACACACCUGGUAGACCAAAGUGCUGUACAAUAGAAAUAGAAAUAUAGUAAUAAAAUAGAAAAAACAGACAAGUAUGUGUAUGUGGUGCAAAAGGUAAAAUUAAAAACAAGGCUAGAAUGCAUGAAUGUUAACUUUGAGUUCUACAACUAGGAGCAAAAUGCUAUGAACAUGGACUACGGUAGUUCAUACUAGAGGGAACAGUAACAUGAUCUGUGGCUGCCGGAGCUUGGCAAGUGAAACAGUGGUGUGAGAGUUAAUGGUGGAGCGGCACUGUGCGACCCAUUUUUGUGUUGUUACCUUAUGUGUGCCGCUACGGGUCACCUUUUGUGUUUUUACGUAUGGUGUGUUUAUGGAAAUGUAUUGAAGAUAAACGUAACUCAAGCCAGGUGUUUUUGGUCAGAACAAGCAAACAGUUUGUAAAAUCUUCGCUGUUAUGAUAAAUGACAUUGAAUAAAGAGAAGCAAAUAAAACUGAUGAAUACAAAAACAAUCUUAACCGUACAAGACAAGUAUAGAUUGAGUUGGGCUGUUACAAGUUUAAUUCAUAACAGUUACAUUGCCUCACCCCUGCCAUCAAACACUUCAGUGGCUUCAAGUGUAGGCGUAGCCUCUACAGGUACUGCAGCAGAGGGAAAGCAGAGUCAGGAGGGUCUUGGAAGAAGUUCAGAAAAGAUCCAAAUAGGCAGUCUGAACAGUCUUACUUGUUUGCAGGUGGAGUAAUGCACGAAUGGAUAAAAAAGAGUGAGAGGUUAUCAGCUGUUGAGGAGCAAAUGGAGAUCCGUGUCCAGGGGAGUGAGGCUAUUGCGAGUGUGAAAGGUUGUCCAGGAAGUAACUAAGAAGACAUGAACAGAGAGGUGGUGAUCCUCAGAGGACCGAUGAAGUAGAGCAGCCAGCACCCCAAGUAGAGCAGGCACUGUGGAAAAAUAGUUGUGACUCAACUAGACCAUUACAAAGUAUGGCCUGGAGGAUUUUCAUCUCAAGGUGCAAGAACAUUCUUAAUGACUGUACACGGCGGCUGCUGAUGGACGAUGUUGGGCCAGAUGUGCUACAGUUAGCGUUAAGGAGGUUGGAGACUAUGCAGAGAAGCCUUCAGUGGGCAAGAGGAAGACUGAUCAAUGUAACUGCAGCAGAUCAACUUCUGCGUGACUUGGCUGAAUUGAUUCAGGAGGUCGAACUGUCUACUCAGCAUGGCCAACAAGGCUGUUUUGGAUACCAGGCACCAGUGGUUUUCAACAGAGGUAGAGGUAGAUCCCUUUACCUUAUCACUCGGGAACAGCUUUCAUUCCUGAAGUCAUGUGGAUUCACUGCACCUCAGAUGGCUGAUAUUUUGAAUGUUUCACUUCGUACAAUUCGAAGACGUCUGCGACAGUAUCAUUUCACCCGUGCAUCAAUGUAUGCGGAACUGACUGACAGUGCCUUGGAUGAACAUGUGCAGGACAUUGUUGCUGGCAAUGAACAAAUUGGUCCUGAGGCUGUCAGAGCCUCCCUGCGAGUACGUGGACUACGUGUACAGCGAAGGAGGGUUCGAGCAAGCAUGUUACGGAUAAAUCCUGGAGCAGCUGCCCUUAGAGCAGUUUUGCGGAGACCAGAACGAAGAACAUAUCAGGUUGCAGGUCCAAACUCAUUGUGGCACAUUGAUGGAAAUCACAAGCUGAUAAGGUGGAGGAUAGUCAUUCAUGGGGCUAUUGAUGGAUACAGUCGUCUUGUGGUCUUCCUUCAUGCCUCAAACAACAACCGUAGCAGUACCGUUUUAUCAAGUUUCAUCAGAGCCGUGGUAUCCUAUGGUGUACCCUCGAGGGUCCGGACAGACAGAGGAGGGGAAAACAAUGCUGUCUGCCUGAUGAUGAACAUUUUCAGAGGCUUUGAUCGUGGAAGUGCCAUAAGAGGAAGGAGUACCCAUAAUCAGAGAAUUGAGAGGCUCUGGGGUGAUCUGUGGCGAGGAAUGCCCAGUGUCUACUGUGAUUUAUUUCACCACCUGGAGGAGGAAGGCAUCAUAGACAUUGACAAUGAAAUGCACCUUUGGGCUCUCCAUUACAUCUAUCUCCCAAGGAUCAACAGAGAUUUGAAAGACUUCACUCAACAGUGGAACAAUCAUGGCUUGCGGACAGAGAGACACUUGAGCCCAUUACAGAUUUUUGUCCGAGGCAGCCUCCAGCAACAGGGCCGAGCCUCAACUGCCAUGCAGGACAUCUUUCAGACUAGAGCAGCUGCUGCUGCUGGGACUAUUGGUGGGACAGCUGAUGGUAGUGUGACAGCCACUGAGAGUGAGACGACUGCUGCUCAGGGCUUAGGUACUGAUUCUGGUGGUGGUGCUCAUGGUACAGAUGAGCUGGGACUGCUGGUCGACUGGCCUGAGAGGAUUACUGUGCCAGACAUCGAAUUUACUCUGGACGGACCGAUGAUGGAGCAAGUGGUAGAACUAUUUAAUCCACUAACUGGCACCAGAGGGAGUCAUGGUAUUGAACUCAUCUCUGGCUUAAUAUACUUUCUGGACUCGACAUAUCACUGAGACAGUUCAAUUAUUGACUGAAACAUAAUAGCAGCAAGUGGAAAGACUUCAAAAUAUCUAGGUGACUGGAUACAUAUAAUGUGAAAAGUUAUAAUACGUGUUUACUAUGUACCAUUGAGUAGUGGAGAUACAAGAACGAGCUGUGUGACACUGAAAAUAAAAAAUGUUGAGUGAUUUUUAAAGUGUAUAAGAUGGAAGUUGUGAAAUGGAAAGUAUACAACUGAAGCUGAAUCUCGAUAAAGUCAACUUGAUUAAUCUAAAAGUUACAGCUGUUGAUAUUGAUAAAUACAACUAUAAAGCAGUGACAGUAAAUAAUUAAAAAAUAAAAAAAUGUAUAGUAGGUCUUGAAGUGGCUCAGUAUAGUGUAGUAGAUAUAAAGUGGUUUAGCGUGUGUUUGAUGUUGUGACAGUUUACACCGAGCACAUUAUGUUUUGCUUUGUACAGAUUAUGCUUUGUACAAACAUAGUUCUGAAAAUACUGGACUCCAGUGUAAAAUGUGAAUAAAAAAAGAGCAAGCACUGAUUUGCAAAUGUGAAA